CUCUGUUUCCCCUUUCCGUUGUUCAGCGACUCCUCAUACGCAAUUGUCUAGCUAUCAACUCGCAUAAGCAUCAUGUCUGGCCGUGAGCUACUGCGGACGUCCGAAAAGAUCCUGCUCGCGCAGUCCAAACUCGGGUACAAGUUCACCAACCAGUCCCAUCUGUGUGAAGCGCUCUACAUCUCUUCCGAUGCCUUGAAGCCCCCCGUCAUUUCUCCGAAGCAGGCAGAAGCCUAUGCCAAUACCUUCCUCGAUAUCAACCGACUUGGACACAUGGCUUUCCGGAUGGUCCUGACCGUGGAUGGCUACAAGUUUAACAAGAGCCGGUGUAACAAACCCCCCAUCCCAUAGCCCAUCCCAUCUACCUCCCCACAAUUGUGACGUGUUCCUAAGAGGUCUAUCAGACAUGGUCGAAAGGGUUCUCAGUACCCAAGACUCCCUCGAGACGCUGGUAGAGGUCGGCCGUAGGAUUUCCCUGGACCGCUGCCUCAUCACCGAUCCGACCCAGAUGGAUCUUGUAGCCCAACAGCACCAACGUGUCAUGGGGAAGACCGUUCUAUCUCUGCUCGGCGCCGUUUACGCCGACAGUAACAUGGACCUCGCGUCUGUGCGCUCCGUCAUGGAUACUUUGGGCUUGGGCUGGUCUGCUAAGGUCCUGAAUCUGGCUGGGGCUGCCACUGCGUCUGGUCG
Aspergillus heteromorphus CBS 117.55 is the source of this 687-nucleotide messenger RNA. RefSeq lists its product as uncharacterized. The record is from RefSeq and is a predicted model, not a curated record. Bases 73 to 348 code for a protein of 91 amino acids. The transcript has a single exon. Lineage: Eukaryota; Fungi; Ascomycota; Eurotiomycetes; Eurotiales; Aspergillaceae.